Rubroshorea leprosula is the source of this 1831-nucleotide messenger RNA. NCBI's taxonomy places the organism in Eukaryota, Viridiplantae, Streptophyta, Magnoliopsida, Malvales, Dipterocarpaceae. The record is from the annotation of a GenBank genome assembly.
UAAAUGGGUUCGUACAGAAACUUGCAGGCUUUUUCACGGCCGUCUUUACCAUUAUUACAUUUAUCAUUAUUACCAUGCACAAAGGUCUUGCUUGUUUCUCGAGAAAAUCCAGAUCUUCUUCCUCUUCCUUCCAGUUUCCUCCAUAAUGGAUUCCUUUUUUACCUUCCUUUUUCUUUUUCUUCAAUACCCAUUAAUCUUUUCAUCUUCCUCCUUCAGAAAGUUUUGAUCUUUUCAAAAACAACUCUUUACCUUCCCCACAUUAAUUUCAUUCAUGUAAAACUGUACUGCUGCGGUUUUUAGCCCUUCUGGUGUUUGUGUCUUUUUAGUUCUGGGUCGUAAUUAUCCAUGUCAGAAUGCUUUAAUUACUGCCUCUGCCACUGCCUCUGCCACAAAAAAUAAACCAUUUUUCGUAUUAGCUUUCACACCUACCAUUACUUUGCCGUUUCUCCUUUGUCUCUUACUAGAAGUGAUGAAGUCAUGAAGAGAAGAGACUGCCUCUGAAUUUUGCUCAUUCUUACUUCACUCUGCUCUGUUUUGGGUUUUUGUGGGAUUUGAGGAAGUCAGCUUCUUUUUUUCAGCAGCCGGUGACCCGUAAAUGGCUGCUCCUCCGGGAGGUUCCUCGGCUGUGCCGUCUCUGCCGCCGCCUUCCCCCAAGUCUCCGCCACGGUACCCGGACUUGUAUGGGAAGCGCCGUGAAAUGGCCAAGGUUCAGAUGCUUGAGAGAGAGAUUGGUUUUCUGGAGGAGGAAUUAAAAUCGAUUCAAGCAUUUCAACCAGCUUCCAGAUGCUGUAAAGAGAUUUCUGAUUUUGUCAUGGCAAACCCUGAUCCUUUAAUACCUACAAACCGGAAGAAUCGAAAACCAUGCCGCUUCUGGAAGUGGCUCUGUGGAAUGCCCUGCUUCAACCUCUCAUGGAUUUGCUGCUGCUGUAGCUGUUUCACCCGGAGCUCUUGCCAUCUGAAAUGUCCACGGUGCUGCAGCUGCAGCUGUGACAGUAAUCCUUGUUGCAGCAGUUGCAGCUGCAGCUGUCCUUGUAGCAGGUGCAGCAAUCCUUGCAGGAACUGCAGUAGCAAUCCUUGCGGCAAAUGCAGUUGCAAUCCUUGCGGUGACUGCAGUUGCAAUCCUUGUGGCGACUGCAGUUGCAAUCCUUGUGGCGACUGCAGUUGCAAUCCUUGCGGCAAGUGCAGUAGCAAUCCUUGUGGCAAGUGCAGUAGCAAUCCUUGUGGCAAGUGCAGUUGCAAUCCUUGCAGCGACUGCAGUUGCAAUCCUUGCAGCAAUUGCAGUUGUCCCAGCUGCAGUCAUCCUUGCAGCAAUUGCAGUUGCCCCAGCUGCAGUCAUCCUUGCAGCAAUUGCAGUUGUCCCAGCUGCAGCCACCCUUGCAGCAACUGCAGUUGUCCCAGCUGCAGCCCAUGUAACUACUGUUCAUGCAACUGCACUUCAUGUUUUCGCUGCUUAUUACCAAAAUGGUGUUGCUGCUUGUGUCCCCAAUCCAAUUGCUGUAAAAUGAAAUCAUGCAGCCAAAACUGCUGCUGUGAUUUUCAGUGCCCUUCAUGCACAGAUUGCUGUUGUUGCAGAUUGAAAUGCUAUUUUCCUAGUUGUCGUCCUAAAUGCCCCAAAUGUCCGAAGGUACGACUUCGCCGCAGUUGUAAAAAGUCAAGCUGUUGUAACCCAUGCUGCCUGUUAUUCUAACAUUAAUGCGUUUUUGGAUGGAAGCUUUGAUCUGGAUGUCAUUCCCUUUUUUCCUGCAUUGUAAUUACUUGUGUUUUGUGCAUCAUUUUGCUUUCUCUGAUGCAAUAGUUACUACUGAAGGAAAAACAAAAUUGAAACAACCUA